Molecule: messenger RNA, 1230 nt
Organism: Arabis nemorensis
Lineage: Eukaryota; Viridiplantae; Streptophyta; Magnoliopsida; Brassicales; Brassicaceae
Source: the annotation of a GenBank genome assembly
AUGGUGUUGUGUGGAUUCUUCUCUGAUCCCAUGAAUGGAAGCAAAUCAAGUUCUAACAAGAAAGGAACCAACACUUCACCGGUUAAAACGGUCCGAACAGAUAUGCGGUCCACAUACUCAUCAGACCUGAAGUCUUACACAUCCGCUUGUCAAAAAGACCCUAGCCUCAAAUCCUUUGAUUCUUUACUUCACCAACGAACCAGCAGAGUCCUCAACUCGCUUGCUGCUCGAGCCGAGGCUCAGUCUUUAUCUCUAGAUCCACUCAUGGAGGUCUACGGGUUUCUUCUUGAACUAAGCCAAGAUGCGGUAAGUGUCAUCAUUGAAAGCAGAGAAGAUGUGUGGAAGAACAAAGAUCUAAGGUCUUUGGUUGAUGUCUACUUCAAAAGCACCUCCAAAACCUUAGAUUUCUGCAAUACCGUCGAGAACUGCGUCAAGAAAACAGAGAUUAGCCAACUUAUCAUUCGAUUCGCGGUGAAACAGUUUGACGCAGAGUCGGUAGACACGGAUCUUGGAGGAAGCAAGAAGAAGUAUGCGAAAACACUAGAGGAGCUGAACAAGUUUAAAGCCAUGGGAGAUCCUUUUGACGGCGACUUCGUGACUCAGUACGCAUCGGUCUACGAGGAGCAGGUUUUGCUUCUGGAGGAGUUACGUAAGCUGAAAGUAAAGCUUGAUAAGAAACAGAGGAAUGUAAAGACAUGGAGAAUAUUAUCGAAUGUUGUUUUCGCGACUGCCUUUGUCUCUGUACUGGUCUUAUCAGUGGUUGCAGCCGCAAUGAGCGCAUCUCCUGUUGUGAGUGCGGUCGCGUCUGGAUCGACCGCACCAAUUGAGGUUGUUGGAAAAUGGUUUAACGAGAUGUGGAAAGAGUACGAGAAAGCUGUAAAGAGACAGAGAGGUUUGGUUUUAUCGAUGGAGACCGGAGCGAAAGUUAACAAUGUAGUGACUGAGAAUAUAAGAGUCGAAGUUGAUAAACUGAGAAUCAAGAUCUUAUGGAUUCUGGAGACUGUGGAGUUUGCUGUGGAAAGAGGAGAAGAAGAGGUGGCUACAAGACUUGCGAUGCAAGAAAUCAGGAAGAAAGUUGAUGGGUUUACUGAGAAAAUCGAGGAAGUUGGUGAAAAUGCAGCUAAAUGUAGCAAAUUCAUUGCUUUGGGGAGACUUCUGGUUUUGGGACACAUCAUUAAGUUACCCUCUGAUUCAAAGGAACUUGUGAAUAUCACCAAUGGUGGUGUUUAA